This is a messenger RNA of Momordica charantia (bitter melon), 1460 nucleotides long. Its product is annotated as F-box family protein. NCBI's taxonomy places the organism in Eukaryota, Viridiplantae, Streptophyta, Magnoliopsida, Cucurbitales, Cucurbitaceae. Gene Ontology annotation, molecular function: protein binding. The record is from RefSeq and is a predicted model, not a curated record.
UGCUCAAAUCGUUCGUCCUACCCGCUACUUUCUCUCUCUCUCGUCGGACUUUUCUGAGCGCAGUGUCUUCUGAUCUCGAUUUAAUCGGAAAUUUUUACCAAUUCCGCCGGAGUUUGUGGUACGUGAUUGUCGAUAUCAUCCAGGAUCGCAUUUUCUCUUCAAUCUACCUCUCCAGAUUCGGAGUAAAAUCAUUUUUCUUCGUCUCCUUGGGCGCAUGAUCAUCUAGGGAUCGAAUCCAUACUCUCUUCGUAUACUUCUGUCAGGAAAAUGACAUGGGAAGAAAUUUUAAAGGUGAUUUUCCCUUUGCUGGAAGGUGUGGACCUUGCUUCAUGUAUGGCAGUGUGCAAGCAGUGGAGAGACAUAGCUCGAGACGAUUACUUUUGGAAAUGCUUGUGUGCCAAGAGAUGGCCUUCAACCUGCAAAAGGCCAGAUCCUCCGACCCGUACCUACUAUAAACUAUACCAAGAUUUCCACAAAGGCCACCAACGUCGAAUUCUUCUCCCUCCUCGACUUUCCUUCGAUGAUUUAGAGUUUUAUAUUGACAUUUGGAGCGAAGACAGCUUAAUCUUCUCAGAAGUGGUCCCAGGCCAAGUCCUCCAGGCUGGUAUCAAGGUGCCACCACCUGGUACUAGCAAUGUGCUUAGAUGUCACCUAGAAGCCCCCGAGUUCAAGAUGACGCUACUCGUCGAGCCGAGGUUCACAAUUCCCUUGUGCCAUACUGUGAGCGUAUCCGUGCUUGUGGGACGCAAGGAUUCCAAUAAAGUUGCUCGGAUAGUCAAUAAAUCUGUAUUUGAUUACAUUGAUCGAACAUCAUACAGGGCAUUGGCUUUUGACUACCUUGAUUUUUCGCCUCUCCACCCCUUUGUCUCCGGGAUCCGAGCAUGGAUCUCGUUGCUUUUCUUGGACGAUGGAAAUGAUGGUGUACUUGAUGUAUUUGGAAUAGUAAUGGAUUUCAACGAUGCUGCAAACUCGAAGGAUGAGGUAUUAUGGCUUCUCGACUUGCUUGAUUGGAAAUGAAGAGUUGACAUUUUCGUGCAAAAGAAAAUUGAAGAAGAGCCUGGGCACCACGUGGGGGGGUCGCCAAGUAUGAUACUCUCACAACCGUGGCUGGAAACCUCGCUCCGAGUUUCUGGUACCAAUCUAUUACCUGUUAUCAUUUGUUCAUUGUCAAUGUACAUAAUUUUUCAGUUGCUUUCAUCAAUAAAUAUGAAGAAUGUUAAUUUUUCUAGAACUUGCAUUUUGUUUCCAUAGUUCAUGUGAGUCACCUGCAUUUUGAUCCAGACUAGAAAGCCAAUUCGUCUAUUUUGCUAUCGCUAGUAGAAAUUAGUGGUAUAUGUGAAGUCUUAUUUCCAUAGCAAUGAAGAGCUACUGAACUAUGUUUAGGUUGGCAAAUAGCUACUUAGUUGUAUUAGAUUUCAUAAAUAACAUCUCGACUAAAUUGAUCUCCAGUUGUUUUGUCA